GGGACUCAGCCCCUGGGCUGAUUCCAGCACCUGAGCCUAGGUUUAUGUCAGAGUGAGCUGGCUGCUCCCGUGGGACAUUACGGCGUGCCCUGACUCAGGAGGUGCUCAGAAAGGUGCUGCUGGACCUCUGGAAGGAGACGGAAAGUGGCAGAGUCAAAGCUGAGUGGUUGGAGAGCAGUGAUUUCCAGCUCCUUCAGAUGUUUAUUUCCUGGAAAUUUGGAGAGCGACCUCAACCGAAGCGGCUCACCAGGGAAGCAAUGCGAAAUUACCUUAAGGAGCGAGGCGAUCAAACAGUACUAAUACUCCAUGCAAAAGUUGCUCAGAAAUCAUAUGGAAACGAAAAAAGGUUCUUUUGUCCCCCUCCGUGUGUGUAUCUUAUGGGCAGUGGAUGGAAGAAAAAAAAAGAGCAAAUGGAACGGGAUGGUUGCACUGAGCAAGAGUCACAACCCUGCGCCUUCAUUGGAAUAGGAAACAGUGACCAAGAAAUGCAGCAGCUGAACUUGGAAGGAAAGAAUUAUUGCACUGCCAAAACGUUAUACAUAUCAGAUUCAGACAAGAGAAAGCACUUCAUGCUAUCAGUAAAAAUGUUCUAUGGCAAUAGUGAUGACAUCGGUGUGUUCCUCAGUAAACGAAUCAAAGUCAUCUCCAAGCCUUCUAAAAAGAAGCAGUCGCUGAAAAAUGCAGACUUAUGUAUUGCAUCAGGGACAAAAGUGGCACUAUUUAAUAGACUUCGAUCCCAAACAGUUAGCACCAGAUAUUUGCACGUAGAAGGCGGUAAUUUCCAUGCCAGUUCACAACAGUGGGGAGCAUUUUACAUUCACCUCUUGGAUGAUGAUGAAUCGGAAGGAGAAGAAUUCACGGUGAGAGAUGGCUACAUUCAUUAUGGGCAGACUGUCAAACUUGUAUGCUCCGUUACUGGCAUGGCACUCCCAAGACUGAUCAUUCGAAAAGUAGAUAAGCAAACAGCAUUAUUGGAUGCAGAUGAUCCAGUAUCACAGCUCCAUAAAUGUGCAUUUUACCUUAAAGACACUGAGAGAAUGUAUUUGUGCCUUUCCCAGGAGAGAAUAAUCCAAUUUCAAGCCACUCCAUGCCCAAAAGAACCAAAUAAAGAAAUGAUUAAUGAUGGAGCUUCUUGGACAAUCAUUAGCACAGAUAAAGCAGAGUACACAUUUUAUGAGGGGAUGGGACCUGUCCAUGCUCCAGUGACACCUGUGCCUGUUGUAGAAAGUCUUCAAUUGAAUGGCGGCGGGGAUGUAGCAAUGUUGGAACUUACAGGACAGAAUUUCACUCCAAAUUUACGUGUCUGGUUUGGCGAUGUGGAAGCUGAAACUAUGUACAGAUGUGCAGAGAGCAUGCUAUGUGUUGUUCCAGAUAUUUCUGCAUUUCGAGAGGGUUGGAGGUGGGUCCGUCAACCAGUCCAAGUUCCAGUAACUUUGGUCCGUAACGAUGGCAUAAUUUACUCCACCAGCCUUACCUUUACAUACACACCAGAACCAGGGCCACGACCACACUGCAGUGCUGCUGGAGCAAUCCUCAGAGCCAACUCAAGCCUCAUGGCUUCCAGUGAAACAAAUGCAAACAGCGAGGGAAGUUACACAAAUGUCAGCACAAAUCCAACCAACGUCACAUCAUCUACAGCAACUGUAGUUUCCUAACUACCGUUGUUUGUUUGGACUCUAACUGACUUUUAAGUGCUACGUUCAAGAGAACUGAACAAUUUUUGUGGUUUCAUGGGAAAACACCUUUCCAUUUUAGAUGAUGGUAUUUCGAACCUGGUUACCUGCAAGUGCUAAUCUUAAAUAUAGAAGCCACAAUAAAAAAAAAAAACAAACAAA
Messenger RNA from Tympanuchus pallidicinctus (lesser prairie-chicken), 1835 nucleotides. RefSeq names its product recombination signal binding protein for immunoglobulin kappa J region (gene RBPJ). Gene Ontology annotation, cellular component: MAML1-RBP-Jkappa- ICN1 complex; nucleus. The record is from RefSeq and is a predicted model, not a curated record. NCBI's taxonomy places the organism in Eukaryota, Metazoa, Chordata, Aves, Galliformes, Phasianidae. The transcript is spliced from 11 exons. Gene Ontology annotation, molecular function: DNA-binding transcription activator activity, RNA polymerase II-specific; RNA polymerase II cis-regulatory region sequence-specific DNA binding. The coding region runs from base 198 to 1655 and encodes 485 amino acids. Gene Ontology annotation, biological process: Notch signaling pathway; regulation of transcription by RNA polymerase II.